ACACGAGCGAGAUGUGUAUCUGUGAUUCUGGAUAGGGGCGCUGGCACCGAUUGGCUCCGGAUAUCGCAGCGUGGCGGUCGCUCAGUUCAGUCCGCCAUGGAAGGUGCAGCCGGCCAAAUGCUCGUCCCGAUCCUCGGCAUCGUUGCCGUGGCCGCCGUGACCUUCUACACCGUCAGCUUCAUGGAGAUGCGAGACAAAUCCUUCGAGGAGCUCGACGAGAAGUACUCGGACUUCGACGAGUCAGGCGGGCGGCAGCGGCGGUCUCGCCGCAGGGCCGAGCGCGACAGGAAGAAGUCCAAAUGAUUGGCCACGCCGCCAUUUGUGUCCCUGCUGGUUUGAGAGGGGACUGACGGGGGAUGAAGACGCAGCUGCUACUUACAAAUUUUUGGGUUUCAAGUCAUGGGUGAGUGUGAGUGUGUGUGGUUAUGAACAUCUGCCUAUUUCCUAGCUAUUAGCCACUGAAGCAGCUAAAACGAUGGAUUUAUUUAAAAGAUCGACUCCGUAAUACAUUAUGUACCCUCUGUUGUGCUUUCAGUUCUGUCAUCGGGACUUAUAAA
This is a messenger RNA of Zea mays, 557 nucleotides long. RefSeq lists its product as uncharacterized. The record is from RefSeq and is marked validated. The coding region runs from base 97 to 303 and encodes 68 amino acids. The transcript is spliced from 2 exons. Lineage: Eukaryota; Viridiplantae; Streptophyta; Magnoliopsida; Poales; Poaceae.